Ailuropoda melanoleuca (giant panda) is the source of this 4048-nucleotide messenger RNA. RefSeq names its product tousled like kinase 1 (gene TLK1). Gene Ontology annotation, biological process: chromosome segregation; peptidyl-serine phosphorylation; intracellular signal transduction. The coding region runs from base 150 to 2450 and encodes 766 amino acids. Gene Ontology annotation, cellular component: nucleus. Gene Ontology annotation, molecular function: ATP binding; protein serine/threonine kinase activity. The transcript is spliced from 21 exons. The record is from RefSeq and is a predicted model, not a curated record. NCBI's taxonomy places the organism in Eukaryota, Metazoa, Chordata, Mammalia, Carnivora, Ursidae.
UUCCUCCCCCAUCCCCUUGACUCUCCCCUCCCUGCCCUCGCUCCCUCGCUCGCCCUCAGCGCGGCCCCCGCCAUGACGGAGGCGGGUGCCGGUGCCGUUGCCGCCGCUGCCGUCGCAGGGGGGGAGUCGGGUUCCCAGAAAGUAGCUUGAUGAGUGUCCAAAGUAGCAGUGGAAGUUUGGAGGGGCCGCCAUCUUGGUCCCAGCUCUCCACGUCUCCAACCCCGGGCUCGGCGGCGGCGGCCAGGUCCCUGCUGAAUCACACGCCGCCAUCCGGGAGGCCCAGGGAAGGUGCAAUGGAUGAGCUUCACAGUCUGGAUCCAAGAAGGCAAGAAUUAUUGGAAGCUAGAUUUACAGGAGUUGCAAGUGGGAGCACUGGGAGCACUGGCAGUUGCAGUGUUGGAGCAAAAGCCUCAACAAAUAAUGAAAGUUCUAAUCACAGUUUUGGAAGCUUGGGAUCUUUAAGUGACAAAGAAUCUGAGACACCAGAGAAGAAACAAUCGGAAUCAUCCAGAGGAAGAAAGAGAAAAGCAGAAAACCAGAAUGAAAGUAGUCAGGGAAAAAGUAUUGGGGGACGUGGCCACAAAAUCAGUGACUAUUUUGAAUACCAAGGUGGGAAUGGCUCAAGUCCAGUAAGAGGCAUACCUCCUGCGAUCCGUUCUCCUCAAAAUUCACAUUCACAUUCCACUCCUUCUUCAUCUGUUCGACCGAAUAGCCCUUCUCCUACUGCAUUAGCUUUUGGGGACCACCCUAUUAUACAACCAAAGCAGUUAUCCUUUAAAAUUACUCAGACUGAUCUUACAAUGCUGAAAUUAGCAGCAUUAGAAAGUAAUAAAAACCAGGACCUGGAAAAGAAGGAAGGUCGUAUAGAUGACUUGCUCAGGGCUAACUGUGAUCUCAGACGGCAAAUAGAUGAACAACAAAAAUUACUUGAAAAAUACAAAGAACGAUUAAAUAAGUGCAUAUCAAUGAGCAAGAAGCUGCUUAUUGAAAAGAGUACACAAGAAAAACUGUCAAGCCGAGAGAAGAGUAUGCAAGACCGAUUACGCCUUGGGCACUUCACAACAGUUAGACAUGGUGCUUCAUUUACUGAACAAUGGACAGAUGGUUUUGCGUUUCAGAAUCUUGUGAAGCAACAAGAAUGGGUGAAUCAGCAAAGGGAAGAUAUUGAAAGGCAAAGGAAACUUCUAGCCAAACGUAAACCUCCCACAGCUAAUAAUUCUCAGGCACCCUCUACCAAUUCUGAACCAAAACAGAGGAAAAACAAAGCAGUCAAUGGAGCAGAGAAUGAUCCCUUUGUUAGACCAAAUUUACCACAACUGUUGACUUUGGCAGAAUAUCAUGAACAGGAAGAAAUUUUCAAACUUAGACUAGGACAUCUCAAAAAGGAAGAGGCAGAAAUCCAGGCAGAACUUGAACGUUUAGAAAGAGUCAGAAAUCUUCACAUUCGAGAGCUCAAAAGAAUAAAUAAUGAAGAUAAUUCACAGUUCAAAGAUCACCCAACAUUAAAUGAAAGAUAUUUGUUACUUCAUCUGCUUGGUAGAGGCGGCUUCAGUGAAGUGUAUAAGGCUUUUGACCUUUAUGAACAAAGAUAUGCUGCUGUGAAGAUCCACCAGCUUAAUAAAAGCUGGAGGGAUGAGAAGAAGGAAAACUACCACAAACAUGCCUGCAGAGAGUAUAGAAUACACAAAGAACUGGAUCACCCUAGGAUAGUUAAACUCUAUGAUUAUUUCUCCUUGGAUACAGAUACGUUUUGUACAGUGUUAGAGUACUGUGAAGGCAAUGACUUGGAUUUCUAUCUGAAGCAACAUAAAUUAAUGUCAGAGAAGGAAGCUAGGUCUAUUGUAAUGCAAAUUGUAAAUGCACUAAGAUAUCUCAAUGAAAUCAAACCCCCUAUUAUACAUUAUGAUCUUAAGCCAGGAAACAUCCUUCUGGUAGAUGGCACAGCAUGUGGAGAAAUCAAAAUUACUGAUUUUGGUCUAUCCAAGAUCAUGGAUGAUGAUAGCUAUGGUGUAGAUGGAAUGGAUCUAACUUCUCAAGGGGCAGGCACUUACUGGUACUUACCUCCUGAGUGUUUUGUAGUUGGAAAAGAACCACCAAAGAUUUCCAACAAGGUUGAUGUGUGGUCAGUUGGCGUCAUUUUCUUUCAGUGUCUUUAUGGUAGAAAGCCGUUUGGUCACAAUCAAUCGCAACAAGACAUUCUUCAAGAAAAUACAAUAUUAAAAGCCACAGAAGUCCAGUUCCCCGUAAAACCAGUUGUAAGCAGUGAAGCAAAGGCCUUUAUAAGACGCUGUCUGGCCUACCGAAAAGAAGAUCGGUUUGAUGUGCACCAACUGGCAAAUGACCCGUACCUUCUCCCACAUAUGAGAAGAUCAAAUUCUUCAGGAAACUUACACAUGGCUGGGCUUACAGCAUCCCCUACUCCCCCUUCUUCAAGCAUAAUUACUUACUGAUUUUCCUCCAAAAUUGGCAUGAUAUCUUUGAAUUGCUUCCAGAUACACACUUGAGUUUGAGAGCGUUUGAUUUUCUGUUGUUUUCUUUUUCACACAGGACAUGGUUGAGAACUAUUUGUGAACUGAAGUUCUUCAUAGUGUCAUUUGUAUGGGAGUGGAUCAUGGACAAUGAAUAAAAUGUACACUUUGACUAGAACCUUGAGCAGUGAAGGAUGACUGCCUGUUGCACAGAAACAGGAAUACCAUGUUACAAAAAAUUGGGGGAACACUGUAAAUAACGUUUAUAAUACUUAAAUACAUUUGGUUGUUACUAGAGAGUUCUAAUAUGAAGGGUAGUUUUUCAUUAUUUAAAAACACAUGGAAAAAAUAUUUCUAACACAAGAACUAUAGUGCCUGGAUACAUUCUUCAGCAUUCAGCAGUUAAUCUGCUGAAACCAAAGUAAGAACUGAAUGACAGUGACAUUUGUGUUUUAUAGUAGAAUGUGAGAGUUAGAAUCUUUGGACUUUGGACAAAGUUAGACUUUGUCACUUGCCUAUUCUGGCUUUUACCAGGUUGUACCUCGAAACCACGUAUCUGGGGUUUUUUUUGUUGUUGGGUUUUUUUUUUCCCCCACUAGUCAUGUUAACCAGGAGAGCUGUUGUUUCUAGAUACUUUACACCUUUGAAAAAAGGAGCUGCUUGUCAGUUGAAUUCACUAAAUAUCUCUGGUGUUUUCAACAUGUUUGAAUUAGAUAUUUUCUUCCCUUUGUUACCAGGCCUUGUUCAUAAACAAGUGACAGUAUGUAGCCAAAUGCAGAUCAGACCAGUUCUAUGCAGGAUAAUGAUAAAUUCCCUUCUAGCUCUAUUGUAAAUUGUUGUACAGAUGUUGUAUUUCAAUUACCAAGUUUCAGCAGCUUAUUCUUGUACAAAUGUUUAAAAAUAUGGCUUUUCUAAUUGGAUAUUGUAUUUUUUUUAAGUCUUCUUGAAGGCGCUUUAAUUGCUGCUAAAUGAUGUUGCUUCUUUGCUAAAAAAAUUUAAUGACCUCCUUAAAGGUGCAAGUUGACUGUACAUCAUAGAGAGAUAUUAAAGGCUGGCAUUCGUUAACAAUCAAGGCAUGUAAAAAUGAUCCAUCUUGGACAUGUAGGGUUCACUCAAUCAGAUUCUUGGGUUCUAGAGCUGUGGAGCACAUAGAUAACUAGAUUUAUCAGUUGUUCAUGUUUAUUCUACAUUUCUAGAAGGUUCUUAUCAGAAAGGUAAGAUGAUGGUCCCAUAAAUAAGUUUCUUGUGGUUUGUACAGAUUUGUUAAAAUGUGAACAUUUUCUAACUGCCUUGUAUGGUAGAAACCAUUAUUUUUCAGGAUGUUAUAUUUUACUCCUGUAAUUAUUUGUCACAUUCAUAAUGCUGAUACUUACAUGUAAGUUGUCCAUUUUGCCGAAAAAGGAGGUGAUAACCACAGAUUCUCCUUAAUAUUGUACAGUUAAACUGUGGCUCUUAUUUCUCAUGUUGCAAGCCAUUUUGUUUUUCAUUGUACAUAUAGACACAUUGUCUCUUUAAGAUGCUGCUGAAAUUGUAGAGAAUGUAGCCAAAAACAGUAAUAAACAAUGACAAUUAAAAUUUAA